GAAGCGCUGAGAGCGCGGUCGGGACGGUUGGAGAGGAGGGGGCCUCCCGGAAGGGGGAGAGACAAACCGCCGUCGCCUCAGCCGUUAAGGAGUCCGGUUACUUAUUUAUUAUUUUUUUUUAAUUUAUCUCUAAGGGCUUCCUUUCCACCCCCCUUUAUUUUUUUCCCUCUGGCUGUCGGCUAAAACCCCAGGGUCCGGGGGAAGGAGGAAGCCCGUCGCGCGAUUUCCUCUCUCUCUUCUCCGCGCGCCCUCCCUCCCUCCCUCCCCUCCCCCCCCUUCUCCUCCCCGCCUCCCACCUUUUUCCGACUCCGGGAGGUCUUGCCUGUUGGCCGCCCCGGCGGGGACUGAGCGGCGAGGAAGAGGCGGCGCCGGGUUUUUGUAGGGAGGUUUGCGCCUGCGCGGCGCGGCCGCAGCCAUGCACGGGGGGGGGACCCCUUCCGGAGACAGCGCAUGCCCGCUGCGCACCAUCAAGCGGGUGCAGUUCGGAGUCCUCAGCCCCGAUGAGCUGAAACGGAUGUCGGUGACGGAGGGGGGCAUCAAGUACCCGGAGACGACCGAGGGGGGGCGCCCCAAGCUCGGGGGGCUGAUGGACCCGCGGCAGGGCGUGAUCGAGCGGACGGGGCGAUGCCAGACCUGUGCAGGAAACAUGACGGAGUGCCCGGGCCAUUUUGGCCACAUCGAGCUGGCCAAACCCGUGUUCCACGUGGGCUUCCUGGUGAAGACCAUGAAGGUCCUCCGUUGCGUCUGCUUCUUCUGCUCCAAGCUGCUCGUGGACGCGAACAAUCCAAAGAUCAAGGACAUACUGGGCAAAUCGAAGGGGCAGCCCAAGAAGCGCCUGACCCACGUUUACGACCUGUGCAAAGGCAAAAACAUCUGCGAGGGCGGUGAGGAGAUGGACAACAAGUUUGGCGUGGAGCAACCCGAGGGCGACGAGGAUCUGACCAAGGAGAAGGGCCACGGGGGCUGCGGGCGCUACCAGCCCCGCAUCCGGCGCACGGGUCUGGAGCUGUACGCCGAGUGGAAGCACGUCAACGAGGACUCGCAGGAGAAGAAGAUCCUGCUGAGCCCCGAGCGGGUGCACGAGAUCUUCAAGCGCAUCUCGGACGAGGAGUGCUUCGUGCUGGGCAUGGAGCCCCGCUACGCCCGGCCCGAGUGGAUGAUCGUCACCGUGCUGCCCGUGCCCCCGCUCUCCGUGCGGCCCGCCGUCGUCAUGCAGGGCUCCGCCCGCAAUCAGGACGAUCUGACCCACAAGCUGGCGGACAUCGUGAAGAUCAACAACCAGCUGCGGCGGAACGAGCAGAACGGGGCGGCCGCCCACGUGAUCGCCGAGGACGUCAAGCUGCUGCAGUUCCACGUGGCCACCAUGGUGGACAACGAGCUGCCCGGUCUGCCCCGGGCCAUGCAGAAGUCCGGCCGACCCCUCAAGUCCCUGAAGCAGCGGCUGAAGGGCAAGGAGGGGCGGGUGCGAGGAAACCUGAUGGGCAAGCGAGUGGACUUCUCGGCCCGCACGGUCAUCACGCCCGACCCCAACCUGUCCAUCGAUCAGGUGGGCGUGCCCCGCUCCAUCGCCGCCAACAUGACCUUCGCCGAGAUCGUCACGCCCUUCAACAUCGACAGGCUGCAGGAGCUGGUGCGGCGGGGGAACAGCCAGUACCCGGGGGCCAAGUACAUCAUCCGGGACAACGGGGACCGCAUCGACCUGCGCUUCCACCCCAAGCCCAGCGACCUCCACCUGCAGAUCGGCUACAAGGUGGAGAGGCACAUGUGCGAUGGCGACAUCGUCAUCUUCAACCGGCAGCCGACGCUGCACAAGAUGUCCAUGAUGGGGCAUCGCGUCCGCAUCCUGCCCUGGUCCACGUUCCGCCUCAACCUCAGCGUGACGACGCCGUACAACGCGGAUUUCGACGGGGACGAGAUGAACCUGCAUCUGCCCCAGUCGCUGGAGACGCGGGCGGAGAUCCAGGAGCUGGCCAUGGUCCCCCGCAUGAUCGUCACUCCCCAGAGCAACCGGCCCGUCAUGGGCAUCGUGCAGGACACGCUCACCGCCGUGCGCAAGUUCACCAAGAGGGAUGUCUUCCUGGAGAGGGGCGAAGUGAUGAACCUGCUGAUGUUUCUGUCAACGUGGGACGGGAAGGUGCCCCAGCCGGCCAUCCUGAAGCCGCGCCCGCUAUGGACGGGCAAGCAGAUCUUCUCCCUCAUCGUGCCCGGCCACAUCAACUGCAUCCGCACUCACAGCACCCACCCGGAUGACGAAGACAGCGGGCCCUACAAGCACAUCUCGCCCGGGGACACCAAGGUGGUGGUGGAGAACGGUGAGCUGAUCAUGGGCAUACUGUGUAAGAAGUCCCUGGGCACCUCGGCCGGGUCCCUGGUCCACAUCUCGUACCUGGAGAUGGGCCACGACACCACCAGGCUCUUCUACUCCAACAUCCAGACCGUCAUCAACAACUGGCUGCUCAUCGAAGGCCACACCAUAGGCAUCGGAGACUCCAUCGCCGAUGCCAAGACCUACCAGGACAUUCAGAACACCAUCAAGAAAGCCAAACAGGAUGUCAUUGAGGUGAUCGAGAAGGCCCACAACAACGAGCUGGAGCCGACCCCGGGGAACACGCUGCGGCAGACCUUCGAGAACCAAGUGAACCGCAUCCUCAACGACGCCCGUGACAAGACCGGCUCGUCGGCGCAGAAGUCCCUGUCCGAGUACAACAACUUCAAGUCCAUGGUCGUCUCUGGUGCCAAGGGCUCCAAGAUCAACAUCUCCCAGGUUAUCGCGGUGGUGGGGCAGCAGAACGUGGAGGGCAAGCGGAUCCCCUUCGGCUUCAAGCACCGGACGCUGCCCCACUUCAUCAAGGACGACUACGGGCCCGAGAGCCGCGGCUUCGUGGAGAACUCCUACUUGGCCGGGCUGACCCCCACCGAGUUCUUCUUCCACGCCAUGGGCGGGCGCGAGGGGCUCAUCGACACCGCCGUCAAGACGGCCGAGACAGGAUACAUCCAGCGGCGGCUGAUCAAGUCCAUGGAGUCGGUCAUGGUGAAGUACGACGCCACGGUGAGGAACUCCAUCAACCAGGUGGUGCAGCUGCGCUACGGCGAGGACGGGCUGGCCGGCGAGAGCGUCGAGUUCCAGAACCUGGCCACCCUCAAGCCCUCCAACAAGGCCUUCGAGAAGAAGUUCCGCUUCGACUACACGAACGAGCGGGCGCUGCGGCGUACCCUCCAGGAGGAGCUGGUGAAAGACGUGCUGAGCAACGCCCACAUCCAGAACGAGCUGGAGCGCGAGUUCGAACGCAUGCGGGAGGACCGGGAAGUCCUGCGGGUCAUCUUCCCCACCGGGGACAGCAAGGUGGUGCUGCCCUGUAACCUGCUGCGCAUGAUCUGGAACGCGCAGAAGAUCUUCCACAUCAACCCCCGGCUCCCCUCCGACCUACACCCCAUCAAAGUCGUGGAAGGCGUGAAGGAACUGAGCAAGAAGCUGGUGAUCGUGAACGGCGAGGACCCGCUGAGCCGACAGGCGCAGGAGAACGCCACGCUGCUCUUCAACAUCCACCUGCGCUCCACGCUGUGCUCCCGCCGCAUGGCCGAGGAGUUCCGCCUCAGCGGGGAGGCCUUCGAUUGGCUGCUCGGGGAGAUUGAGUCCAAGUUCAACCAGGCCAUCGCGCACCCGGGGGAGAUGGUGGGCGCCCUGGCCGCCCAGUCGCUGGGGGAGCCGGCCACCCAGAUGACGCUGAAUACGUUCCACUACGCCGGCGUGUCGGCCAAGAACGUCACCCUGGGCGUGCCCCGCCUCAAGGAACUCAUCAACAUCUCCAAGAAGCCCAAGACGCCCUCGCUCACCGUCUUCCUGCUGGGCCAGUCGGCCCGAGACGCCGAGAGAGCCAAGGACAUCCUUUGCCGCCUGGAGCACACGACCCUGCGGAAGGUGACGGCCAACACGGCCAUCUACUACGACCCGAACCCGCAGAGCACCGUGGUGGCCGAGGACCAGGAGUGGGUCAACGUGUACUACGAGAUGCCCGACUUCGACGUGGCCCGCAUCUCGCCAUGGCUGUUGCGCGUGGAGCUGGACCGCAAGCACAUGACCGACCGCAAGCUGACUAUGGAGCAGAUCGCCGAGAAGAUCAACGCCGGCUUCGGGGAUGACCUGAACUGCAUCUUCAACGACGACAACGCGGAGAAGCUGGUCCUCAGGAUCCGCAUCAUGAACAGCGACGAGAACAAGAUGCAGGAGGAGGAGGAGGUGGUGGACAAGAUGGACGAUGACGUGUUCCUGCGCUGCAUUGAGUCCAACAUGCUGACGGACAUGACGCUGCAGGGCAUCGAGCAGAUCAGCAAGGUGUACAUGCACCUGCCCCAGACGGACAACAAGAAAAAGAUCAUCAUCACCGAGGAUGGGGAGUUCAAGGCCCUGCAGGAGUGGAUCCUGGAGACAGACGGGGUGAGCCUGAUGCGGGUGCUGAGCGAGAAGGACGUGGACCCCGUGCGUACCACUUCCAACGACAUCGUGGAGAUAUUCACGGUCCUGGGCAUCGAGGCGGUGCGCAAGGCCCUGGAGCGGGAGCUGUACCACGUCAUCUCCUUCGACGGCUCCUACGUCAACUACCGGCACCUGGCGCUGCUGUGCGACACCAUGACCUGCCGCGGCCACCUCAUGGCCAUCACCCGCCACGGCGUCAACCGGCAGGACACCGGGCCCCUCAUGAAGUGCUCUUUCGAGGAGACGGUGGACGUCCUGAUGGAGGCGGCCGCCCACGGCGAGAGCGACCCCAUGAAGGGCGUGUCGGAGAACAUCAUGCUGGGCCAGCUGGCCCCGGCCGGCACCGGCUGCUUCGACCUCCUCCUCGACGCCGAGAAGUGCAAGUACGGCAUGGAGAUCCCCACCAACAUCCCGGGCUUGGGAGCCGCAGGCCCCACGGGGAUGUUCUUCGGGUCGGCCCCCCAGCCCCAUGGGGGCCUCUCCCGCCAUGACGCCCUGGAACCAGGGGGCCACGCCGGCCUACGGAGCCUGGUCCCCCAGCGUCGGCAGCGGCAUGACCCCGGGGGCCGCCGGCUUCUCGCCCAGCGCCGCCUCCGACGCCAGCGGCUUCAGCCCCGGCUACUCUCCGGCCUGGUCUCCGACCCCGGGCUCCCCGGGCUCCCCCGGCCCGUCCAGCCCCUACAUCCCCUCUCCGGGGGGGGCCAUGUCGCCCAGCUACUCGCCGACGUCUCCGGCCUACGAGCCCCGCUCCCCCGGGGGCUACACUCCGCAGAGCCCCUCCUACAGCCCCACCUCCCCCUCCUACAGCCCCACCUCCCCUUCUUACUCCCCCACCAGCCCCAACUACAGCCCCACCUCCCCCAGCUACAGCCCGACGUCACCCAGUUACUCCCCCACCUCUCCGAGCUACAGCCCCACCUCCCCCAGCUACAGCCCGACCUCCCCCAGCUACAGCCCGACCUCCCCGAGCUACAGCCCGACCUCGCCGAGCUACAGCCCCACCUCGCCCAGUUACAGCCCCACCUCGCCCAGUUACAGCCCGACCUCCCCCAGCUACAGCCCCACCUCCCCCAGCUACAGCCCCACCUCCCCCAGCUACAGCCCGACGUCUCCGAGCUACAGCCCGACGUCCCCGAGCUACAGUCCCACCUCCCCCAGCUACAGCCCCACCUCCCCCAACUACAGCCCCACCAGCCCCAACUAUACCCCGACGUCGCCCAGCUACAGCCCGACGUCGCCCAGCUACAGCCCGACGUCGCCCAACUACACCCCGACGUCGCCCAACUACAGCCCCACCUCCCCCAGCUACAGCCCCACCUCCCCCAGCUACAGCCCCACCUCCCCCAGCUACAGCCCGUCCAGCCCCCGCUACACCCCCCCAGUCCCCGACCUACACCCCCCAGCUCCCCAGCUACAGUCCUACCUCACCCAAGUACACCCGCCACCAGUCCCUCCUACAGCCCCAGUUCCCCGGAGUACACCCCGACCUCCCUCCAAGUACUCGCCCCACCAGCCCCAAGUACUCGCCCACCAGCCCCAAGUACUCGCCCACCAGCCCCACCUACUCGCCCACCACCCCCAAGUACUCACCCACCAGCCCCACCUACUCGCCCACCUCCCCGGUCUACACGCCCACCAGCCCCUAAUACUCGCCCACCAGCCCCACCUACUCGCCCACCAGCCCCAAGUACUCAACCCACCAGCCCCAGCGCUACUCCACCGACCAGGCCCGAAGGGUCCACCUACUCGCCACCUCCCCGGGGUACUCGCCCACCAGGGCCCCACCUACAGCCUUCACCAGCCCGGCCAUCAGCCCCGACGGACAGCGACGAGGACAACUAA
This is a messenger RNA of Ornithorhynchus anatinus (platypus), 6316 nucleotides long. RefSeq names its product RNA polymerase II subunit A (gene POLR2A). The transcript is spliced from 29 exons. Gene Ontology annotation, cellular component: RNA polymerase II, core complex. Gene Ontology annotation, molecular function: DNA binding. The record is from RefSeq and is a predicted model, not a curated record. NCBI's taxonomy places the organism in Eukaryota, Metazoa, Chordata, Mammalia, Monotremata, Ornithorhynchidae. Bases 416 to 6316 code for a protein of 1966 amino acids. Gene Ontology annotation, biological process: DNA-templated transcription.